Messenger RNA from Setaria italica (foxtail millet), 531 nucleotides. RefSeq lists its product as uncharacterized. The record is from RefSeq and is a predicted model, not a curated record. Bases 1 to 531 code for a protein of 176 amino acids. Lineage: Eukaryota; Viridiplantae; Streptophyta; Magnoliopsida; Poales; Poaceae. The transcript has 2 exons.
AUGGCCAGUUCUUGGGAGGAGGAUGUUAGGCAGUUCAUGUUAGAUGAGGAAGAAUUGGACGAUGAACUUUUCUUUGUUAUUGUCCCUGCUGUCAUGUCGUGUCUCUACGAUGAAAAGAUGCCAGAACACACGUCAUCUCUUCCUGGUGCCACAAAGGUCAAAGAAAUCCUAGAAGGCCACGAAAAUUUGUGCAAGUCAGAGUUUAGAAUGGAGGUUGAGAUUUUUAGAGCUAUAGCAAAUCUUCUCAGAGCAGAAAGCUUAUUAUGCGACACACACGGUGUUAAGAUUGAGGAGCAAUUAGGAAUAUUUUUGUUCAUGCUCUCCCACAAUGCUAGAAUUUCAGCGCUGAAGAAAGCAUUCCAACACAGCGGUGAGACAAUUCGUAGGAAAGUCAAUGAGGUCUUCGAUAUAAUUCCAACAUUGACUCAUAGAUUCAUCAAGCUUCCAAAUCGAAACCAAACACAUGCCAAGAUUUUAUCAAACCCUCGGUUCAUGCUGUUCUUCCAGUGGGUGGGAAGGAUUUGCGUCUGA